This is a messenger RNA of Glossina fuscipes, 2999 nucleotides long. Its product is annotated as limbic system-associated membrane protein. The record is from RefSeq and is a predicted model, not a curated record. Lineage: Eukaryota; Metazoa; Arthropoda; Insecta; Diptera; Glossinidae. Gene Ontology annotation, cellular component: axon; neuronal cell body; plasma membrane. The transcript is spliced from 8 exons. Gene Ontology annotation, biological process: homophilic cell-cell adhesion; synapse organization. Bases 160 to 1593 code for a protein of 477 amino acids. Gene Ontology annotation, molecular function: axon guidance receptor activity; protein binding.
AUAAUAUGAAAUCGUGCAACAUAUGGAAAAAUUAAUGAAUUAAAUAUACUUGUAUUUAAAAAAAGAGAGAAAGUUUUAGCAAAAGGCAAGAGAGAAAAACGAUUAAACGGUUUUUAACAAGAAAAGGUGACAUUCAUAGCCACAAAAAACUAAGCUAAGAUGACUUUAGUGUGGUAUACGCGGCAACGUUUGAUGUGGUUUACUGUUUUAAGUCUGCUGUUGAUCUUUCAGCUUUUUAGACCAGUAAAAUCAUUUCCCAAUGGUUCGUUUGAAAAUGAUCCCCCUACUGUAGCACCGAAAUUUUUAUCCCGCGGCCAUUUAUACAAAGUGAUUGUUGGCGAGACAAUUGAACUUCCGUGCAAAGUACAAAACUUAGGUUCAUUUGUUUUAUUAUGGAGAAAAGGUUCAUCGGUGCUAACAGCUGGUCACUUGAAAAUAACACGAGAUCCGCGCUUUAAAAUUGUUGGAGAUUACAAUUUACAAAUCAAUGGUGUAAAAACGCAAGAUGCCGGCGAUUACAUAUGCCAAUUAGGUGAUCAGGAAAAUCGCGAUCAAGUACAUACAGUUGAAAUACUGGUUCCGCCAACGCUACGAGCUCUUCCUCACAAUGGUCAAGUUACGGCCAGAAAAGGCAGCACGGUUACUCUUGAAUGUAAAGCUUCCGGUAAUCCAGUGCCAACUAUAUAUUGGUUUAAAAAGGAUGUUUUUUCCGGGCCAACGCACUUAUCGGACAGUUCGACAUUAAUACUGGAAAAUGUCGACCGGCAUCAUGCCGGCAUAUAUCAAUGUUCAGCCGAUAAUGGCGUAAAGGAAAGAGUAUCAAUGGACAUACAACUGACAAUAUUGUCACCACCGGAAAUUACUGUUGAAAAAUCUUGGGUCCAUGCAGCCGAAGGUUACGAUGUAGAACUAGUCUGUAUUGUCCAUGGCGACGUCAACUCAGAGAUGAUGUGGUAUCAAAAUUCAUUUCUUUUGGAUCCUACGGACAGGAGAUCUAUGUAUCCAAGGGAUGAUCGUUACAGUUUAAUUAUACGAAACUUUCAAUCUUCGGAUUUUGGAAACUAUAGUUGUGUAGCUGAUAAUGCACUUGGUCGCACAAAAAAGUACAUUGAAGUAUCGGGCAGGCCGGGACCAGCUGAUUUCAUAUCACCAGCGCUUAGUGGCACUUUGGAUCAUUAUAAUUUAACAUGGACAAUUGAAUCUAUACCACCCUUGGAAGAAGUGAAAUUAUUAUAUCGACGAUUAUUGAUGAAUGAAACGUAUCAACAUCCAGGAAAAUGGCACGAAUUUCACAUUAAACCUAUAGCAAUUAGAUCGGAUAGUACGCACUAUUUAAUGUCGUAUGUUAUAAAGAAUUUAGAGCAUAAUGCGGUCUAUGAGGCUAUAGUUCAAGCCAGAAAUAAAUAUGGAUGGAAUGAGAUAAGUGAUAUCCAUCAAUUUUAUACACGGAAUCAUGAUUUACUCUUUGAUUUGGAUAUGGAAUAUAAAAUGGGUACCUCAACUGCAACUACGAACAACGCAAGUUUCGGUAAAUUAAUUUCAAUUGUAUCCAUAUUGUGCAUACCAAUGAAGGUGCUUUUAAAUUUAAUGUGAAUGUUAUAAAUAGAAAACAUCUCAGUAUUUCCAUGUAUUUAUACACUCGCUUAUAUGGAUCGAGUGCAUUUACUUAUUAUUUGUUUUUUAUAAAAUGUGCCUUACAUUACAUUACAUUAUAUUACACACGUGCAUACUUACCUACACAUAUACGUAUUAAUGAAGUACGCAUUAUCACAUUUAGAUGUGUAUGUAUUAUCAUGUGUUAUUGUUUAAAAAACUAUGGUAGAAUAGAAAACCCUUUGCCCGUUAUUAUAACUAACUAACUAACUAAUUAAGUAGACAAUCUAAGUUCACUUUAUAUUUAGAUAUAUAUAUGCAUAUGUACGUAUACACAUAAAUAUAUAAUUCAUACUGAAAUAUUUAUGAUUUUCUUCCGAAGUAAAUAGUUUUUAAUUCCGACUUCAUAUGUUUCAUUAAGAUUAAGCAAUUAUUGUCUUUUUUGCAGCAAUGAGUAAUAAGCAUCAGAGAUCCCCCAUAUGUGUUCAUAGACACAUAUCUUUAAUAAGCGCAAGAUAUAAGUUUUUUUUAUUGUGCGCAUCUAUGCUUUUGCCGGCCGCGCAGGCACAAUCUACUUAUCUUUGAAAUCCGGCACGCUUCUUUUUUGUGUAAUUUACGACCGCACAGUGUUUAUCAUACUCAUUUUUCAGUUCCUUUCUGUUACUACAGUCUGUUAUUUUCGUUGAUGAUCACUAACUACAUUUGAAAAUAGGCGUAGUGUCAGUGUAAUCUGCAAAAUCGUCUAAAUUACAAUCCAUAGCAAAUUUUAGUUUGUACAACACUCGCAAGAAAUUUAAUUCAGUGGACGUGAUCUAACUAACAAUAGAUGUAUUGCCAAAAUAGGCAAAAAUUUUAACUUACGAGCCAUAAUAGGUAUUGAUUCAAAAUUUAGUAACGAAUUAACAAUUGACUCAUCCCCAAGUAAGAAAGUGUUGAUGGGGGUAUCUGUAGUAUGCCUCACGGUAUAUAUAUAUAUAUACAUAUAAAUGUCUUAUCUCUUCUCCAUUAUGUAUUUAACGCAUAACUGCUAUAUAUGAAUCGUCCGAACUCUUAUGAAUGUGGAGAAUGUUAAUGUCUAGAAAUAACUCAAGUUAAUGACCAUUUCAGGGGAGACCAUCCUAAUUAUGUAAGCAGUUCCAAUGAAUAAAUCCUAAGACAAUUUGUAAGUUUCUUGGAUUGCAAAGCAUGAAAGGCAUGAAAUUCCCUCUGAAAAUAUAUUAUAGCAUCACACUUAUAUGACACACAUCUGCUACAGGUCGUUAUAUGUCAAACCGAAUUUCUUCUAUUCAACCUUCAAAAGAUUAUCUACGACUUUGAAACAGAUUUGUGCUUAAGGAUAUAUACGGAAUCAAAAAUGAAAUUAAAAAAUUAUUUUUUGAAAAAAAUUCCUACAAUUUUUUGAUGAA